AUGGCAAGAAAAUCGAAUGCUUUAUUUGGGGGGUUAACUCCUCCGAUUCAGGGAAAUAUGAUUGUUGCCUACCCUGAAACAUUCGAUAGUGUAAAGCGCCUGACGCAAAAGUUGUAUGAUCAUAGGAACAAGAAGGGCACCAACACUUCAGAUGCAGAGACCAAGACGGAAGACAGAAACAAGAGGAAUAAGGCAUCUCGAGACCAACAAAAGAACUACACUGACAAAAGGCGAAAGCCUCUAGAGUUCCAAGGAGGAUACUGCGAGCUGCUAAAAUUCGUCCCUUGGAAAGGGAUGGUACGAUACGGAAAAAGGCGAAAGCUAAACCAACGAUACAUCGGUCCAUUCAAGAUUCUUGCCAGGAUUGGUAAGGUGGCCUAUAACCUGCAACUACCAUCGGAGCCUAGCAACAUCCUCCCUGUCUUCCACGUAUCAAACCGGAAGAAAUGCUUAUCGGGUGAAACCCUCGUUGUCCUACUCGAUGAGAUUGAGGUGAAUAAUAAUCUAUUGUUCGUCGAGGAACCGGUUGAAAUCAUGGAUAGAGAAGUGAAACAUACGAAACGAAGUCAAAUUCCUAUUAUAAAGAUUCGAUGGAGUGCAAAACGCAGACCCAAGUUCACAUGGGAACGUAAGGAUCAAAUGAUGCAAAAGUACCCUCAUUUCUUCUCUAGUCCUUAA
Molecule: messenger RNA, 678 nt
Organism: Lactuca sativa (garden lettuce)
Lineage: Eukaryota; Viridiplantae; Streptophyta; Magnoliopsida; Asterales; Asteraceae
Source: RefSeq, a predicted model, not a curated record